Messenger RNA from Ictalurus furcatus (blue catfish), 2299 nucleotides. It is a transcript of the gene tac3a, whose product is annotated as tachykinin precursor 3a. Gene Ontology annotation, biological process: positive regulation of blood pressure; tachykinin receptor signaling pathway. The transcript has 6 exons. The coding region runs from base 1044 to 1427 and encodes 127 amino acids. Lineage: Eukaryota; Metazoa; Chordata; Actinopteri; Siluriformes; Ictaluridae. The record is from RefSeq and is a predicted model, not a curated record.
AUCAUCACGAGGAAAAGGCGCUCCGUGCAGGAUCUGACGAUUUACAUAUCUUUACGCAUUCGCUCGCGUGGUUGUUUUUAAUUAUUUAUUUCUUUUUAAUGUUUAUUUUCGUUGACCUGAAAAAUGCACACUUCAAAGCUCAUUUUCAACUACGUGUAGCUAUUUGGUUAUGAGUGCCAAACAGAUUUUGUUCAAUGCGCAAAACAUAUGACUCUCACUGGAAUGGGAGAAGUCAGGGAUGGAAAAAAAAUAAAUAAAUAACAGAAAUAAUAUUUAUAUGCAGGUUAUGCACCUGUUCACGUGAAAGAUAUUUAGUAUGUAUACAACACAACACAUUACGUUUGCUCUAUUUUUUUAUUUAUUUAUUUUUUUUAAAAUUAGAAAAUGUAUGGUUGCCAGAUUGGAAUUUCUCAAUGACUAUGCUCUUAGAAAAUGUUAAUACGUGUUCUUCAGUGGGUUCUUUGUAUUGUUAAGGGUUAUUUGCUUCUGAAAAAAAGUUCUAGUUUAGAUGAAUAAACACUUUAUUGUUGGGUUGUAUGUAGAACAUUUAAGGGUCCCCUGAGGAACAUCCAAAGAACGUGGAUUUCAACCUUCCCCAUCACCCAAAAAAGUGUCAUUGCGGUUUAACGUCCCAAUACAAUCUCAAAUUGUAAUACUGAAUCAUAAACGUGAGAAUAAAAGCUAACUGUGCUUUCAUUUGGCACUUCUUUUCUCAUUCAUUUCCUUUUCUCCAAAAAAAAAUUGUGAAAGAAGUGUUAGUGGCACAUAUAGUAACAUAAGAUACUUUGUUUAUUAAUUUGCAUUUAUUUACUAACACACUUUGGAGGGAAAUUUAUCCAAUCUGGUAAGCGAGAGAGAGAGAGAGAGAGAUGAUGAUGAUGAUGAUGAUGAUGCGUUAAAAGACCAGUAUGAUCUUUACGCAUUACGCACCGCAUUAUACAUUGUAACAGAUGCUUUGCUUUAUUUAUUUCAGCUUAGUAACAUAGUGCAUAUUAACCACAGAACACUUUCUAUUGUUUUCUCUCCUCAGACUGUGUGUGAAAAUGUACCGAGGACUGCUGUUGGUGUUCCUCAUCCUUCUGGUUGAGACUCGGCUCAGUGAGUCGAGCUGCGCGGAACAAGAGACGCAGAGAUCAGCCUCGGACGAGAGUUCAAGUUUCCGACUCGCGACUCGUAACUUGCUGAAGCGGUAUCACGACAUAGACUACGACAGUUUUGUUGGACUGAUGGGCCGCAGGAGCGCCGAUGCUGCUGCUGCUGCUGAGGACCAGUCUCAGCGUAAAAGAGAAAUGCAUGACAUCUUUGUGGGACUUAUGGGACGGCGAAACAGUGAAGAUGACACUGAACGUCCAUGGAGAAAAGACUACCCAGAGACACGUGGCCUGUUCUUUAACAAGUGCAGACUGAGGUUUCGUCGUGGGUUAUAGGCAAAAAUCCUCUGGACCAGCUGUUCCAUUCUCACAGGAUGAACUCCUUUUCAUGACACACUUUGCAAAAAAUAAAAAAAAGAGUCAAAUAAUUACACAAUAGCAAUUAUUCUAAAUUAUAUUUGUCGAAGGAUGAUGAUUUAUGUUGAACUGCAACUAGAACUUACAUAGAUUUGUAUAUACCAGUAGCAGUAUAUAAAUCUCUAGAAACAACAUCUUUAUCUGACUAUAUUUAUUUACCAUAUUAACUUUCUAAUGUAAAAAAAAAAAGCAUAAUUUUUGUAAAUAAAUGUAUUAUUUAAUUGAGCUCAUCAUUGAUACACAGAGAACAUUGUAUAUGUUGGUGCAUCAAUAUAUUUGAAGGUCUAAUAGCCUCAGCAGCACAAAACAGGGGAUGCUGUGUUUAAAAUCCAGUUAUUCUGUGUGCUACAUAUUAAGAUUUCACAUGUAGCAUAAUGUAGAGAACAGAUUUUAGAAAUGGAGAAAAAUUCACACAAUGAAUAUGAUUUGCAUGAUAUUAGGUAUAGUUGAAAUGUGCAGGCUCAAGGCCAUCUGGUAUUUUUAUCGUGUGUGUGUCUUAUCGGGUUAUGUGUGUAACCAGCAGCAAGUCUUUCACAUGCAACUUAUGGCAGAGGAGCCAUAAAAAUGACUUAACAGUAUAGAGUUGAAUGGCAGUGAUGUGUGGAAUUACUCAGUUUCAGGUGGAACAUGUUGAAAAAUAAAUACAGACUGACAUUUUAAUUUCUCUCAUGCCAUGUCCAGUGCUCAUCAGCUUUGAUAUGGUUCAUAGACAGUAGAUUUUGGUGGAUUAAAUGGUUAAAAAGAUCAAAGAAAAAAAAAAAAAAGUGUUAUACAGUAGACACUCCAAAAAC